Messenger RNA from Fraxinus pennsylvanica, 645 nucleotides. Lineage: Eukaryota; Viridiplantae; Streptophyta; Magnoliopsida; Lamiales; Oleaceae. The record is from the annotation of a GenBank genome assembly.
AUGGGUUCUGAGUUGAUAUUCAGAGGGCACGAGACGCCGCCGGUGACGGAGGAGUACUCGCCAAAGCCGCCGAAGCCAUGGUUGAGCGUGAUUCGUCCGGUUCGGUACAUGCUCCGUGAGCAGCGACUCGUAUUUGUUUUCGUAGGCAUUGCCAUUGCCACCCUCAUCUUCGCCCUCCUCCCCUCCUCCCACACCCCGGCCUCCAUCUCUAACUCGGUUUUCCCCUCCGAGUUGACUCAGCCUCAUAAACUCAUCUCCCAGAAUGGCCACGCCACCAGGUUCGGAUUUGGGUCGUCCUUCAACUCAGGCGGAAAAAUACCUCUAGGCCUGAAGAGAAAGGGUUUGAGAAUCGUGGUGACCGGUGGGGCCGGGUUCGUCGGAAGCCAUUUGGUUGAUCGUCUGAUUAGCAGAGGCGACAGCGUGAUCGUAGUUGACAAUUUCUUCACCGGAAGGAAAGAGAACGUCAUGCACCAUUUUGGAAACCCUAGGUUCGAACUCAUUAGACAUGACGUCGUUGAGCCACUUCUAUUGGAGGUCGAUCAGAUCUACCACCUUGCUUGCCCUGCAUCGCCUGUUCAUUACAAGCACAAUCCUGUCAAGACUAUCAUAUCCUUCUCUUCGAUUAUCAAUUUUUCCAAAUUUUAA